AUGCCUGCUGCAUUCAGAUUUGAUGGCAUUUUAUUGAAAUGUCAGUUUCUCUCCUUUCCUUUUCAGUCUGUUGGUCCUUGUCAGUCAGCCGAGUUUCUUGCAGGCAGCAUAUUGCAGUUGGUGCUGGCAUUGGUUUUUGCCAUUGAGGAGAUCAACAGGAACCCCCACAUUUUACCAAACAUGUCUCUGGGAUUUGAUUUCUAUAAUAUUUUAUUCAGUGAGUGGAAUGCUUUGGAGAGUUCCUUCUUUUGGAUUGGGGCUGGAAAAGUGAUCCCCAAUUACACCUGUAGAAGAGAAAGCAGGUCUGCAGCAGUAUUUAGAGGAAGAUCAUGGAAAACAUCUUCCCAGACUGGGUUACUCCUGGAACUCUACAACUUUCCACAGGUAACAGUGGCUCAACUUGGGCCUUUUGAUCAUACACUGAGUGACCCUGGCCAGUUUCCUCUCCUCUAUCAGAUGGCUCCCAGGGACACAUCUCUGGCUCUUGGCAUGGUCUCCUUGCUGCUUCAUAUGCACUGGACCUGGGUGGGGCUGCUCAUCUCAGAAGACCAGAAAGAUAUUCAGAUUCUCUCAGACUUGAAGCAGGAGAUGGAACAGAAUGGAGUCUGUGCAGCCUUUAUGAAAGUGAUCCCAGAGGACACUGAGUUCAAUCUUCACUUGAUCAUUGAAUCAUCAGCAAAUGUGAUCAUCAUUCAUGGUGACUCUAAUUUUUGGGAAGACUUAAUGUUUGCUAUAGGGCAAUCUUUCAUGACAUGGAAAGUCUGGGUGGUAAACUCACAAUGGCAAGAUGUCAGCAAGAUGAAACAUUUCAUCUUAGGCUCUUCCCAUGGCAUGCUCGUUUUCACCCACCAUGGGGAGAUUCCCAGGUUCACAGAGUUCACCAGCACAGUUAACCCUUCCAAAUACCCAGAAGACAUUUACCUUGCUAGGCUGUGGCACUUCUGUUUUGGAUAUUCCUAUUCUAAAUUGGACUGUAAAACUUUGGAGAGCUGUCCACCAAAUGCCUCAUGGGAAUGGGUGCCUGAGUAUGUUUUUGACAUGUCCAUGAGUGAGGAGAGUUAUAACAUAUACAAUGCCGUGUAUGCUGUGGCCCACACCCUUCAUGAGAUGCUUCUUCACCACGUUGACACACCGAAAAUGGGCAAUGGGGAAGGGCUCCUUUUUUCCCCCUGGCAGCUUCACCCUUUUCUCAAGAAACUAAAAUUUGAAAAUCCUGCUGGAGAACAAGUGAACUUGGAUGAGAAAAUGAAAUUGGAAGCAGCGUAUGACAUUCACAACUUUUGGAAUUUUCCAGAAGGUCUUGGACAUAAGGUGAAAGUGGGAAACUUUUCCGCAUAUGCUCCACGUGGCCAACAACUGUCUCUGCAUGAGGACCUGAUAGAGUGGAGCAUAGGAUUUACACAGGUGGCUCGUUUUGUCUGCACUGAGAGAUGUGGUCCUGGAUUUAGGAAAUCCCCUCAGGAGGGAAAGGCUGCCUGUUGUUUCAAUUGCCAUCCCUGCCCGGAGAACAAGAUUUCUAAUGAGACAGACAUGGACCAGUGUGUGAAGUGUCCAGAUCACCAGUAUGCCAACACAGAGAGAAGCCACUGUCUCCAAAGAGCUGUGACCUUCCUGGAUUAUCAAGAUCACCUGAGCAUGGGGCUGGCCUGCACAGCUCUCUGCCUCUCUGCCCUCACAGCUGCUGUACUUGGGGUCUUCCUGAGGCACCAACACACUCCCAUAGUCAAGGCAAACAACUGGGCUCUAAGCUACAUCCUGCUCAUCUCCCUCACCUUCUGUUUCCUCUGUUCCCUGCUCUUCAUUGGCCGUCCCAACACAGCCACCUGCACCAUGCAGCCAAUAGCAUUUGACAUGGUGUUCUCUGUGUCUGUUUCCACUGUCUUGGCCAAAACUCUCACUGUGAUCCUGGCCUUCAAGGUCACUGCCCAAGGGAGAAGGAUGAGGCGAUUGCUGGUGUCAGGGGCACCUAACUACAUCAUUCCCAGCUGCUUCCUGAUCCAGCUGACUCUCUGUGGAGUCUGGCUGGGCACCUCUCCUCCCUUUGUGGACUCAGACACACACUCUGAACAUGGUCACAUCAUCAUCACCUGCAACAAGGGCUCAGUCACUGCCUUCUACUGUGGCCUGGGGUACCUGGGCUCCCUGGCCCUGGGGACCUUCACGGUGGCCUUCCUGGCCAGGAACCUGCCUGACACCUUCAAUGAAGCCAAGUUCCUGACCUUCAGCAUGCUGGUGUUCUGCAGUGUCUGGCUCACCUUCCUCCCUGUGCACCACAGCACCAAGGGCAAGGUCAUGGUGGCCGUGGAGGUCUUCUCCAUCCUGGCCUCUAGCGCUGGGCUCCUGGGCUGCAUCUUUGCCCCCAAGUGCUAUGUUAUUUUACUGAGACCAGGUAGGAGCUCCCUACGUGGGUUCAGAGAUAAAACUCUUUGUGGGAGUAACAAGCCUUCUUGA
Messenger RNA from Sciurus carolinensis (gray squirrel), 2451 nucleotides. RefSeq names its product vomeronasal type-2 receptor 116-like. Gene Ontology annotation, cellular component: membrane. Lineage: Eukaryota; Metazoa; Chordata; Mammalia; Rodentia; Sciuridae. Gene Ontology annotation, biological process: G protein-coupled receptor signaling pathway. The record is from RefSeq and is a predicted model, not a curated record. Gene Ontology annotation, molecular function: G protein-coupled receptor activity.